GAUUGCGCUGCCAUCGUCUUGUCACGCCUGCCUUCCGCUGCUCUACUCUGCUGUGCUUCUGUGCUGUGCUGUGCUGCUAACUUGCCUCCCCUCCAGCACGCCGCAAGCGACAGCUUGUCCUUCUACCUGCCGUCAGCACCCGCAGCCAUGGCCGACCCAAGAACACGACAGAUUAAGAUCAAAACCGGCGUUUUGAAGCGGCUGGCCAAAGAGGAGGCGUCCUACAAGGCGGAGGCCAAGGAGCAGGAGGAGAAGAUUGAGCAGCUGAAAGCAGCGGAGGCCGACGUUUUCCUCAUCAAGCAACACAUGGCGAGCUUGCAGGAGACCAUCAUGAUGAUCCCGGACAGCCGACGUCGCAUGACCCUCGCCCACGGCGACCUGCAGCAGUUGCUGGAAGCGGAGGAGGAGUUGUCGGAGUCAGAAGAAUACCAAGAAGCCAAAAACAUGUUGGACUCCAUUAAGCUGGAGGUGUGAGGUCUUGCCGUGAGCUUGCGUCAAAUAUUCAUUCCCCGCUUUUUUUCCUUGCCGUCUUGUUGUUCUGAUGAUGUUGCCACAUAAAUACGCUGCAGUGACUGCAACAUAUAUACAUGUCUUGUCUUGUCUUUUUGCUGCACUGCAUCCCGUCCUGAACUAUUGUCCUCUAAUAGUCUUUUUUCUGAGAUUUACAUUUGGCGCUUGCUUCCAAACAACUUGACACGCACUUGCAUAUGACCGAAAUCAGUGGAACCUGCACAGUUGCACUGUUUUGUCACACUUUGAAUGGACAUUGUGCUGCUCAUUCUGGCCACUUGGGGGCAGUGUAAAGCAGAACUGGUCCAAAAAAAAGAAAUAGGAGUUGAUCUUCGCAGAGGAGAAAGACGCGAUGUCUUUGAGUAUACCCCUAUCUGAUUGACUUCAUUGUUAAUGAAAUACUGAUUUGAAAAAUGCUUGGACUAAGACCACCGUUGAACAGAACUUUUUUCUUUCUUAUCCCAGCUAUUUCUCACCUCAAUUUAACUGAAGAUGAUGACAAUGCCUCAAUCAAGGAGUAAGAUACAUGCAAGAAAUUCCAAUAAAAUAAUAUACACAGUAA
Messenger RNA from Syngnathus acus (greater pipefish), 1072 nucleotides. It is a transcript of the gene tbca, whose product is annotated as tubulin cofactor a. NCBI's taxonomy places the organism in Eukaryota, Metazoa, Chordata, Actinopteri, Syngnathiformes, Syngnathidae. Gene Ontology annotation, biological process: tubulin complex assembly; post-chaperonin tubulin folding pathway. The transcript has 4 exons. Gene Ontology annotation, molecular function: beta-tubulin binding. Gene Ontology annotation, cellular component: microtubule cytoskeleton; cytosol. Bases 148 to 474 code for a protein of 108 amino acids. The record is from RefSeq and is a predicted model, not a curated record.